UUAAACACGUUGAUGAGAGUUUUGGUCUUAGUUUCUGGAUCUUAGUGUUCUGAAGUGAGCCGUGCAGAAUAAAGUGAUGUUGAUGAAAUGUGGUGACUGUGGAGAUAAAGCGCUUUUGGAGGCUGCGGUGGGUUUUGUGGCUCAGACUUGCAGCAGAUUUGUGGAGCGCUGUAUUCAGGAGGAGCAGAAUGCUGACGCCUGUGUGUCUGCAGGAGGCGUAUGUGAUGGCGAGCGUGGACCAUCCUCAUGUGUGCCGGCUGCUGGGCAUCUGCCUGACGUCCUCGGUGCAGCUGGUCACCCAGCUGAUGCCGUACGGCUGCCUGCUGGACUACGUCCGGCUCCACAGGGACCACGUCGGGGCUCAGUGGCUGCUCAACUGGUGCGUCCAGAUCGCCAAGGUGAGAGAGAGUCUGCCUCCUCCUCCUCCUCCUCCUCCUCCUGAUAGCUGCCUUUAAGCCUGCUGAGGCCUGUUAACCUGAACGCAGCGGAGCCGCUUAAUCUGUUCCGUCUGCGUUCAGCCUCGUCGGAUGGUCGAGUUCUGGGAAAAUCACAGACCUCAAGGUCAGGAGCUCGGUGUGAAAGCUGCUGCUGUCUGAUCCCAGAGUCUGAUGGGCCCCAAGGUUCCAGCGCAUGAAACAUCGGUUCUUAUUAAGAUAUCUGGAGACGUUUAGCUCCACCAGUCAGAGAGCUUCUGAGAUCAUCAGGCUUUAAUCUCCCAUCGACGCUCCUUCUGCAGGUUGAUCCUCACAUUGAAGUUUGAGUCUGAACAACAACGUCUGAGGAACCAAGAAAGACAAAAACCUGAAAUGUUUUUCUUCCUCAUCAUGACACUGAUUCACAAUCUGGAACGUUUACACAUAAAAUC
Molecule: messenger RNA, 865 nt
Organism: Stegastes partitus (bicolor damselfish)
Lineage: Eukaryota; Metazoa; Chordata; Actinopteri; Pomacentridae
Product: melanoma receptor tyrosine-protein kinase-like
Exons: 1
Coding region: 189-455 (88 amino acids)
Biological process (GO): multicellular organism development; negative regulation of apoptotic process; protein phosphorylation
Cellular component (GO): basal plasma membrane; plasma membrane; signaling receptor complex
Molecular function (GO): epidermal growth factor receptor activity; epidermal growth factor binding
Source: RefSeq, a predicted model, not a curated record